GGUUUUUUUCCGGUACCAAAAUUCUAUCAAAAUAAAAAAAAAGUAUUCUGCAUUGUUUUCAAAGAGAAAAUGAGUCAAGUGUGGUUCUCGCUGGUUCGCUGCGUUCGAUGGGUUCCGGGGAAUAAAAUUCUUUAAGGAGAGAUAGUGAAUUCUAUCGGCUAGGACGCUUGCAUAUGUAUUUGCAUGAUUUAAUGAUCUUAUGUGUUUGCUUGUUGAUAGACCGUUAGCUACACAUGUUUUCACCCCUGUUCUUACACCGUUUGAGAUGUGGUUUCUCGUGUUUUAGACCGAUUUCACGCUAGGUUGUGCUUGUUUGUGAUAUUUCAGGUCCUGGCAAGUGAAUGAAGGUUUAGGAGCGAGUUUGGGGUCGAUUGGGCGAAGAUCGGGCACGAGACAAGUCGCAAAGGAAGUCACACGGGCUACCCUGAUGUUCACACGGCCGUGCAAGUGGCCAGUCUGGCCGUGUGACAUUCUGCGAGAGCAGACACGGGCAAAGCAGAAGAUCGACACGGCCGUGCAAGAGGCCAGUCUGGCCGUGUGGAAUUCUGCGUGAGCAAACACGGGCAAAAAGGAAGUUCACACGGCCGUGCCACUCUGGCCGUGCAAAGAGCCUGGAAUUCGAACUAAUUGGAACGCAGCGUUUUGACUCACACGGGCAACUGGGUAAGCCACACGGCCGUGCCACCCUGGCCGUGUGAGUCGGGAUUUUCUGCUUAAAACCCGAUUUUCAGCCAAAGGAGAAGAGGAGAGCUGGGUUUUGGAUCCCAAACACCCAAGGGACGAACCCUAGAGAGAGAGAGCGACUUGGGAACAUUCUUGGAGCUAUUUUGGAGGAUUUCUUCGCCAUUGGAGCUCGGGAAUCAAGCUUGGAGAUGGAGAUUGAAGAUCUAGAUCAGAUUUCUGCAGUCUCUCUCUUCUCUAUGGAGUAACUUCCCUUCACUUAGGUUUUGAGGAACCCUAGUUCCAUGAGUUAGGAGCUUGCUUGUAUGAAGUUUUGGAUGCUAUGUUGUUUGAUUAUAAUCGAAUGAUGCAUGUUUAUUGAGUCAAUUGAAGUCUGAUCAACUUUUCCUGAUUCCUGCUGCAAUCUGAGAUAGAUAGAAUCUGAUUAGGUUGCUAGAGUCUCAUCAUUCGGUAGUAGGAGAUUGGCUAUACGAGAGUUAGCCAGUUUACUGCUUUGUACUGGAAUCCAAUUCCAGUAGUGGAGUUCUGUGCUUAUUGCUUCAGCUUUCUAUCCCGGUGAAGACUAGUCGUCUGCCGGAUAGUUAGACUGAGAGGGCUUGGUCAGCUUAAGAGAUUCCAAGCUACUUUCGGAUCUUCCGCAGUUUAAUCAACAGUAAAACAACCAAAAGGAAUUACAACUUGGACCUAAUUGAGGAGCUAGGGGGAAUCAUACCUAAGUGAGUUCCCAAACUGUAAUUAGUAGUUUUACUUAGUUGAGUUAGUAGAGUAGUUUAGUUAAUCAACCCUUAAUCUAGUUUGCUAGAUAAUGAACUGAAUCUGAGUAAUAGUAACUCUAGAGACCCGUGGAUUCGAUAUUUAUUACUUGUGCCACUAUACUGCAGUCCCUUUCAUUGGUUACACUUGGCCAUUGUUAGGUGUUGUGUUUUAGAGCAUCAAGUUUUUGGCGCCGUUGCCGGGGACUUUCUAGAGUAUUAGGAAAGGCAGAAGUUUGUUACUUUAGCGUUUUUCUUUUCUUUUCUUUUCCACCCUUGCUUUUCACUUGGGUGUUUUUGUUUUUGUUGGUGCAGAUCUGAAUCAUGGAUCCUAAUGGCUUCUCCAAUCAUUGGGGGUAUCCACCACCAUCCGGGUGGUAUUACCCCGCGACUCCCUACAGCAAUCAAGGAGGAGAAGACUAUGGAUUCGGGUUCCAGUACCAACCCCCUUACUACGGAGAACAAUCAGACCCCUGGGCAUAUCAAGAACAACCUCAUUACCAAGAAGACUUUCUCCCACAACCAGAAGGGCCAUCGGAGCUGGAGUUACCCAUGGCGGCCUUCACGGGCCACUCUGCAGAGCCAUGCUACACUUCACUGGAGGAUCCGAACGAACAAUUAAGGCUUCUCGUGGAGCAGUUUGCUCGAGACACUGAGAAAUCAUGCUCCAAGAUGGAUCUUCAAAUCAAAGCCCUUGCCACUUCCGAUCCCUCAUUUCUCCAUGAUAUGGAGGAGACUGUUCAGCGCUCAGCGAAGCAAACAGAGUGGGUGAAGCAAGUUUGCUCACAUCUUGCUCAAGAUCACCUUUCUGCUACCACGCUAGAAGAGGUGGAGGAUGACAAAGGCUAUGGGAGCGUUGAGGAGCAUACAGAAGUUAUCACAGAGAACUCCCAUGAUAACCAUGAUCAGGAAAGUCCUUUGGUUGCAGACCACACCUUUCCUCAUUUAUGCUCUAACAUGCUGGGCCCGUGCGAGGAGAUGCAAGAUGAUCCCAUUGAAGAAAUUGCUUGGCGACUUGCUCUCCAAUCUGUUCUAGAAGAAGAAGAGCGAGCAAGGAUGAGGAAGAAAGUUGUGGAUGAUGAGGAAGAAAGAAAAGAAGAGGUGGUUCUUGAUCUUUUCCCAGGGGAGAGACCACAUUUUGAAGAAGGAAGGGGGGUUGAGGAAGCAAUUGGCGUCCAGGCUGAGGAUGAAGUUGAGGUGGAAGAGGCAUGCACCGGCCAUGAGUUGCAAGUAAUAUCCCCACCAAACUUUGAGGAACUGCUUAGCAAGGACCCAUUUGCAGUGUCUCUUUGCCAGACCAAGGCCACAUCAAUAUCGGUCCCUCUUGGUGGACGCGAUGGUGGCCAAUCGAUGCUGUCAUAUCUGGUUUGGGGAAAUGAGACAAGAGAAGAGAAGAAGAGGUCUCGAGGGUGGAGACUUCAUCUGCAUCAAGUACAUGAGCCUUCAUCACCUGCCACACCACAUGCUCGUGACUUGAGACUCCACCUCAUCGACGAGAACCUCAACUUCAAGGAGGUUCUAGCAUGGACCGAAACUUAGGAGCCAUCGUCCGGCUCACGACGUGAAAGAAGCGCUUGUUGGGAGGCAACCCAACCAGUCGGUUUGCAUUUCUGUCUCUAUUUCUCCUCGGUUGAGUCAGUUUGCUAUUUGAUUUUAGAGUCAAUAACUUAACCUUUGUGAGAUUUUGUGUGGUGUUUGUGUUCUGAUUACUCUCUCUUUCUGGAUGGCACCGCCUGACCCGUUCAUCAUCAUUCACCCUUGAUCUGGUAACUUCGUUCUACCCUCCUUAUCUUUCCUCCAUUGAGGACAAUGUCGUGCUUAAGUGUGGGGGGAUGUUCGAUUAUGUAUGCGGGUGAAUGUUUGGCUGUUUGUGUGCUUGGAGCCUAGUCCACUGUCCAAAUUUUUAAAUUUGAGGGCUCCAAGUACGUGUUUCCUUGCAAUUGCCUGCUCAGUAUGCUUUAAAUUGACAGUCUUUAUAGUAAUAUGCAACCUAGGGAGGUAGUGUAGCACUAUGGAGGAUGUUGAUGCAUUUAAGAAGUCUCAUGUCUUCUUCAUAUUGAGUUGGUUGAUUGAGUGAAUUAGUGAUCUUAGGACCCUUGAAUUGUGUGGUGUUGUGGAUUCUCUGCCUGUCAUGGACUCUUGUAUCAUGUUUUGAAAAUAACAGGUGAUCAAAAAUGUGCUUCAAAAUAAACGUCUCCCGUGCGAAUAGGGCGAAAGUGUGUAAGGGGAGACGGGAAUUCGUUCCCAAUUUCCACCUACUACCUCCAGCCCCCUUACAUGUCUUUCCCCCGCACGAGGCUCGAGACAUCCGCUCCUGGCAUGGCCGGUAAGAGCAGGUUGGGACCCUUGAAAAAGAAAAAAAGAAAAGAAAAAUAACAGAAAACAAGCAAAAUAGAAAGAAAAGGGGUUCCAACCAUCCUUAAGCAGAAAAUAGAGCACCUUGAAAAAUGUGAGUCCAUGAUCUUUUGUUUUUGAGAAUCUCUUCAUCCACAAUUCAUUUGUCCUUUGUUCACUGUUUGCCAUGAUGCCGACUCGAUAAGAAGCUUUGAGAUGACUUGUGCGUCGGUUGACCUCGUAAGCUGCUAAAUGACCUAAGAAGUCCUCUACCUACGAUCUAGGUUGUUUGUUGCUAUAGAGGUCUAGAGAGUUGCAUUGGUUUGAGUUAGGUUUGCUCGAGGACAAGCAAACGGUUAAGUGUGGGGGAGUUUGAUAGACCGUUAGUUACACAUGUUUUCACCCCUGUUCUUACACCGUUUGAGAUGUGGUUUCUCGUGUUUUAGACCGAUUUCACGCUAGGUUGUUCUUGUUUGUGAUAUUUCAGGUCCUGGCAAGUGAAUGAAGGUUUAGGAGCGAGUUUGGGGUCGAUUGGGCGAAGAUCGGGCACGAGACAAGUCGCAAAGGAAGUCACACGGGCUACCCUGAUGUUCACACGGCCGUGCAAGUGGCCAGUCUGGCCGUGUGACAUUCUGCGAGAGCAGACAUGGCAAAGCAGAAGAUCGACACGGCCGUGCAAGAGGCCAGUCUGGCCGUGUGGAAUUCUGCGUGAGCAAACACGGGCAAAAAGGAAGUUCACACGGCCGUGCCACUCUGGCCGUGCAAAGAGCCUGGAAUUCGAACUAAUUGGAACGCAUCGUUUUGACUCACACGGGCAACUGGGUAAGCCACACGGCCGUGCCACCCUGGCCGUGUGAGUCGGGAUUUUCUGCUUAAAACCCGAUUUUCAGCCAAAGGAGAAGAGGAGAGCUGGGUUUUGGAUCCCAAACACCCAAGGGACGAACCCUAGAGAGAGAGAGCGACUUGGGAACAUUCUUGGAGCUAUUUUGGAGGAUUUCUUCGCCAUUGGAGCUCGGGAAUCAAGCUUGGAGAUGGAG
This is a messenger RNA of Linum trigynum, 4804 nucleotides long. The record is from the annotation of a GenBank genome assembly. Lineage: Eukaryota; Viridiplantae; Streptophyta; Magnoliopsida; Malpighiales; Linaceae.